Molecule: messenger RNA, 609 nt
Organism: Lactuca saligna
Lineage: Eukaryota; Viridiplantae; Streptophyta; Magnoliopsida; Asterales; Asteraceae
Source: the annotation of a GenBank genome assembly
AUGGCUAAUACCUUCGAUCAUACAUCAUGUGUUGGCCCAAAGGCAUUUGUGAGCGAGUAUGUUGUGAGAGGAAAUGACGCUGGUUCUGGAAGUCUUUUAGGAGCUCUCGUUGAAGCUGGAUUCCUUAUUGGUGUAGAAAAGAACAGCGACGUUGUUGAAAUGGCGAGUUAUGCACCUUUGUUCGUGAACACUAACGAUAGGCGUUAUUGGAUGCAACAUUUCUUCAAAGAGUCAAAUGGUGCAACUCUUCUAAAGUCAACUCUCCAGUCAAGCUCAUCCAUAUCACUUGAGGCUUCUGCUAUUGUGUACCGAGACACAAAGGAUGAUAAAAACUACUUGAGACUAAAGGAUUACAAGAAAGCAUCUGAAGCUAAAGAUGCUGAGGUUCUUUCUGAAGCUAAGAAAAUAACUGGUGCCCCUGCUGAUACCGCAUCACCUUCUAAUAUGCAGGUAGCUGUAGGUGGAGGUGGAGUUUUCUUAAGGCAAGAUGUUAUUUUGCCUACUAAAAUUAAGCACAAGAUUAGGAAGUUAGAUCCGACUUUGGACAUGGAGGAUGAUGAAGGAGACAAUUACACACAUAUUCCAGUAAGAAACAACAAAUUUGGAUGA